Messenger RNA from Triticum aestivum (bread wheat), 1247 nucleotides. RefSeq lists its product as uncharacterized. NCBI's taxonomy places the organism in Eukaryota, Viridiplantae, Streptophyta, Magnoliopsida, Poales, Poaceae. Gene Ontology annotation, molecular function: electron-transferring-flavoprotein dehydrogenase activity; flavin adenine dinucleotide binding. Gene Ontology annotation, cellular component: cytoplasm. The record is from RefSeq and is a predicted model, not a curated record. The coding region runs from base 136 to 612 and encodes 158 amino acids. The transcript has 3 exons.
CACGCGAACCUUCGCUUCUGUUUCACCGGGAAAACAGGGGCCCCGUUGUGAAAAAGACAAUAAUCCUCGUGGUCGCGGGAGCCAUCGGCAGUCCCCGGCAAAGGCACCGGAACCCCCACUGCCCUGUUCCUAAGAAUGGCGACCCCGACCACCCGUCCGGGGCGCAGCACUCGCCACCACCGGGAGCCGCUGCUGCAUACCGGCCACUACUCCUCCCGCUCCUCCGCUCGCCGGCCGUGGUCGAUGGCCGGCGGUGCCGGAUGGAUCCAUCCUUACAGGAGCCGGCGGGCGGUCGUGGUGGUUGUCGGUGGCGGCGUCGCCGGCGCGCUCAUCGCCAACUCCCUCCAGAGCUACGCCGACGUCGUCAUAAUCGACCCGAAGGAGUACCUUGAAAUUCCAUGGACUAACAUGAGAUCAAAGGUGGAGCCAUCUGUUGCUGAGAAAUCAUUAAUUAACCACAGUGAUUACUUGAGCGGUCAAGUCAUUACAGCCUCUGCUGCUGAUAUAAGUGGAGAGGCUGUGAUCAGAACAGAGGGUCGUUUGGUGGAGUACACAUACCUUGUCAUAGCCGCAGGUCACACAAAUCAGUGUCCACGAAACAGGAGAGACUGACUAGAACAGUUUCAAGAAGAUGACGUGAAGAUAAAAUAUUCCGAUUCGAUUCUUAUUGUUGGGGGUGAGCCAUCAGGCGUUGAGCUUGCUGCUGAAAUAGCUGUGAAUUAUCCAGACAACAAGGUGACACUGGUUCAUGACAGACCAAGGUUGUUGGAAUCUGUUGGUCAAAAAGCUGGUGGUAAGGCACUGCUUUGGCUGAGAUCAAAGAAUGUUGAAGUUUAUUUGGAGCAGUCGAUCGAUCUAGAGUCCAUGUCAGAGGGAGACAGGCUCUACAGGACGUCGUCGGGGAUAGAGAUAACAGCUGAUUGCUGCUUCUCGUGCCUCGACAGACCACUGAGUUCAUCAUGGAUUAGAGGUUCUGAGCUGAAAGAUUGCUUGGACAAUGAUGGAAGAUUGAUGGUUGAUGUAAAUCUAAGAGUGAAAGGCCAGCUUAAUAUUUUUGCCGCUGGUGAUAUCAUUGACAUUCCGGUAAGUUCAUACUGUACUUCCGUUUCUGCUGUUGAAGUUCCACCUGAUGCGUUCAUAGCAUUUACCAAUUUCCAUUAUGCAACACAAGGUUGGUUAGUAGUAUAGUACCUUUUGGUCAAUAUAUUACGGCACAUGUGGUUUUAGAAAGUUCUGACCUGUCAAGC